Molecule: messenger RNA, 1840 nt
Organism: Sander lucioperca (pikeperch)
Lineage: Eukaryota; Metazoa; Chordata; Actinopteri; Perciformes; Percidae
Gene: ccr9b
Product: chemokine (C-C motif) receptor 9b
Exons: 4
Coding region: 275-1471 (398 amino acids)
Biological process (GO): immune response; chemotaxis; G protein-coupled receptor signaling pathway
Cellular component (GO): membrane
Molecular function (GO): chemokine receptor activity
Source: RefSeq, a predicted model, not a curated record
AGGAGAAAGACGAGACAAAAGGAAGAAGGAGGUUGGGGUGAUUUGUCCACUCCACAUUGGGAAUAAGGAUGGCUUUAUUCACUGAGCCUCCAGGAUGCCCCUGAUACCUCACUCAGUAUGAUAAAGGUGGAUGCAGACAGUGUGGAGUAUAAACAGUGACUUCAGCAACAUGGAUGGAGAAAUUUGUAACAAACUCAAGACUGAGAAGGAGAUGGCGUGAUAUGUAUCAGCACGUGAUCCUGUGGUCAAAGGGAAACCAUAUAAGCAAGUGAACAUGAGUCUGGUUGUCAAAGUUACCAGUUGUACUACACAGACAAAGAAACAGAACUGCGAGAACUACAUCUCAUCACUGAAUAACAUGGAGGAGCCAUUUACCACAUAUAUGACCACAGAAAGUGAUUAUGCUGAAUCUGGUCCUUCUGACUACCCAGAUGACUAUGGUUCAGGGUUUAAUGAAAACACAGGCAUGUGUGACAGAAGCUGGGUCAGGGAGUUUCGUGGACAGUAUGAACCACCUCUCUUCUGGAUCAUCUUCAUCCUUGGUGCCGUGGGUAAUCUGAUGGUGGUUUGGAUCUACACCACCGUGCGCAACCGCCUGAAAACAAUGACCGACGUGUACCUGCUAAACCUGGCUGUGGCUGACCUCCUCUUCCUGUGCAUGCUGCCCUUCUGGGCUGUUGAUGCCACCAAGGGCUGGGACUUUGGCAUCUGUCUCUGCAAAAUGGUAUCAGCUGUCUAUAAAAUCAACUUCUUCAGCAGCAUGCUCCUACUCACCUGCAUCAGCGUGGACCGCUACAUUGCUAUUGUGCAGGUCACCAAGGCCCAGAACCUAAAGAAGAAGAGGCUGUUCUACAGCAAACUCGCCUGCCUGAUCGUCUGGUUUGUCUCCAUUCUCCUGGCCCUACCUGAGUUUAUCUUCGCCCAGGUGAAGGAGGACAAAUCGGGCCAGUCCUUCUGUGCUCUGGUCUACUGGAGCAACGUGUACAACCGGACUAAGAUUCUGGUUCUGUCCCUGCAGAUCUGCAUGGGCUUUUUCCUUCCUCUACUAGUUAUGUGCUUUUGUUACUUUGUCAUCAUUCGCACACUUCUGCAGGCCAGAAGCUUUGAAAAGCACAAGGCCUUACGUGUCAUCUUUGCUGUGGUGUUUGUGUUUGUUAUCUCUCAGCUGCCUCACAAUGGUCUGCUGAUAAUGGAGGCCACACAGGCGGCCAAUACUACCAUCACCGAUUGUAAAACUGUAAUUGGUUUUGAUGUUGCUGGACAGGUUGCUAAGACCCUGGCGUUCACUCAUGCCUGCCUAAACCCAUUCCUGUACGUCUUCAUUGGAGUGCGGUUCAGACAAGACCUCCUGAGGAUUGUGAAGAUGUGUGCUUGCGGUCUGGGCAAAGGAGGGCUCAGUAAAAUACAGGCAGUUCCCAAACGUCCCUCUGUCAUGUCAGACACUGAAACUACCCCUGCCCUUUCCAUAUAAAUGCGCAUUUUCCUAAAAUCCCAAAUCUGAAACCUGAGCCUAUAGUUCAACUAACAUGUAUUAUAUUACCAUUUUUUCCCUAAUGCAUUAAUUGCUACUAGCAGAGCACUGACAACAUUUUCAACUUUCAAAGCAACACAAUCUUUAGAGUUUACAUUCAUUACAUUCAUAUUCUGGCAGUCACAAGCACAGUUUUUCUGGAGUCACUGUAUAAACUGUACAUUUGUGUAAAUACUGUUUUUUUUAAGUGUUUGUAUUUUUACAUUUGUUCCAUCAUAUAUUUGUCGUGUGCUGCUGUAACUGAAUAAAAAAAACUAUUGUAAUGUUCAUUUUCAGUCGGUAAAAAACAUAAAUUAAAAAUGAGAAAAA